Molecule: messenger RNA, 1811 nt
Organism: Dioscorea cayenensis subsp. rotundata (Guinea yam)
Lineage: Eukaryota; Viridiplantae; Streptophyta; Magnoliopsida; Dioscoreales; Dioscoreaceae
Product: probable protein phosphatase 2C 35
Exons: 4
Coding region: 79-1386 (435 amino acids)
Biological process (GO): protein dephosphorylation
Cellular component (GO): nucleus; cytosol
Molecular function (GO): protein serine/threonine phosphatase activity; cation binding
Source: RefSeq, a predicted model, not a curated record
CGCCACCAUCUCGUCUCCAUCGCCAUUGCUCCAUUUCUCGAGCUCUCAAACCCUAAUCCUCUCCAAUCGAGAGUAACCAUGGGCUGCGUCCAUGGCAAGUGCUGCUGCUGCCGCUUGUGUUGCUAUACCUGUAAUCCUUGCUGUUGCUCCGACUCUGGUUCCCAAGCCAACAACCACUGCUGUGUCGGCGAUCAACGAUCCCCCGAUCAUCUCCUACAACGCCCAACUCUCACCGGAGACUCCGUCGGCACGGCCCUGAUCCCUUCCGCCGACCUUUGCCUCUAUUACUCCACCCUCAGCCAGCGCGGUCACUACCCUGACUCUCCUGAUCGUGAGAACCAGGACUGCUUCAUCGUCCGCACCAACCUCCAUGGCCGGGUAGACGCACACUUCUUCGCCGUCUUCGACGGCCAUGGCCAGCUUGGCGCUCGCUGCGCCGCCUUUGUCAGGGACCGUCUCGUUGAGGCUUUGUCCGCUGAUGGUUCCCUCUUUGACGACCCCGCCAGGGCCUACCAAUCUGCGUUCCUUGCCACGAACUCGGAGCUCCAUGAGAGCGAGAUCGACGACUCGAUGAGCGGCACCACGGCCAUCGCCGUGCUGGUUUCGGGUGCCACCAUGUGCGUCGCGAAUGUGGGGGAUUCGAGAGCGGUGGCUGGGGUUUGGAGGAAUGGUUCAGUUGUGGCUGAGGAUUUAUCGCGUGAUCAAACUCCAUUUAGGAAGGAUGAGUAUGAGAGAGUGAGGAGGUGUGGAGCUAGGGUUUUGAGUGUGGAUCAGGUGGAGGGGGUGAAGGACCCUGAUGUGCAGAGCUGGGGGGAUGAGGAGAACGAUGAUGGUGAUCCCCCAAGGCUGUGGGUGCCCAAUGGGAUGUACCCAGGGACUGCAUUCACUAGGAGCGUCGGGGAUUCGACGGCAGAGAGCAUUGGGGUUAUUGCAGAGCCAGAAGUGUUGACAUUGAAGAUUUCGCCAGAACAUCUCUUCUUUGUCGUCGCCAGUGAUGGUGUGUUUGAGUUCCUAUCAAGUCAGGCUGUGGUUGAUAUGGUUGCCAAGUUUAUAGAUCCCCGAGAGGCUUGUUCAGCUAUUGCUGCAGAAUCCCACAGGUUAUGGUUAGAGCAUGAAAAUCGAACAGAUGACAUAACCAUCAUAGUUGUACACAUCAAAGACUCAGGUAUCGGGACAAUAGAUGCAGCAAGUCAAACCACCAAUAAAUCUUCCAUAGAAAUUUCAGAUAAAGGAAAAGAUAAAACUGCUACCCAAGAAUCAGAUAUUUGCCAUCAAGAAAAAGGGAAUUUACCCAUAAUGCAGUCUUGUCCCGUUGACUCUUCCACGGAACGAAGUCCUGCAUGUGUUGCUCCUUCUCCAACACACUCUGUACUAAGAAAUGGAUGAAUAUGGUAAUUGAAGAUGCCUUUGCAACAACUGUGAGAGUUUAAAGACGACCUAAUUCGGAAUCCUUAUGCUCUUUGUUAUCUGUAAUUCACUUGUAAAUACCUUGUUGGAUUCCAAAUCUUCCGGGUGAGCUUUUACUGCCCAAAGUCAUAAGGGAAUGUGAAAAAGCAUCAUCGUCAUUUGGUAAAUCCACUUACAUGGGCAGAUUCCAACUUCUGAAUCUUUUCUGAAUCUCGGGGUUGUGACUGGCAAUAAGGAGAACAAGUUCAAGUUCAAGUUCAAGUUCAAGGCACUAUGAACAAACCAUGUACUAUUUUUCAUGUUUUGCUGAAUACUUUUGACCUGAUAUGUGUAUAAUUUGAGAAAAUUUGUGCAGUACUGCAUCUUUCUUCUGAUGAAGUCUGAAAUCUGAAGAUGUUGAUGUU